AUGGAUAUUGCGCGGGAACACAUCGAGACCAUUCGGCACGACCUUUUGGGCGGCCCCAGUUCUGACCCCAAUAGCAGAUUGUUUAGUGUUUUGACGGGCGCCUUGGAGAUAAUAUCAAAGAAAGUCCACCACAAGGAUUGCCAUUUCCUCAACGAACUCAUUCAGAACUUCGACGACACGGGAUAUGAGGAAGUCGACGAGCCUACAGUCAAAUUCACCCUUACCGACACACAUUUCUUUGCCUGGUCGAAUGAAAACGGCUUCAAGAGAGAGGAUGUAGACUCACUCUGUGCUAUCGGACGAAGUUCGAAAGCGAGUGACCUGGAAAGCACGGGAGAGAACGGGAUUGGCUUCAAAUCCAUUUUUAAAGUGGCUGAUCAGGUCACAAUUCAGUCCCACCCGUAUUAUUUUACAUUUGACACCGCUUCUGAACUAGGGCAACUCGGCAUGCUGGUCCCUACCUGGGUGGACCAACCGACCGACCCCAACCACGGAACCCUACUCACCAUUCGGCUCAAAAAUCAAAACAAAAUCCGAAGGGCACUGUCUGAUCAGCUCAAGAAUUUCAAUUUCUACUCAUUGCUAUUCUCGAGAGUGUUGCGAAAGAUCAAGAUUGACCACCGAGUCCAAGGAAGCUUCACUACGACUGAGGCUUCCUUCAGAGGGCACAGUGAAUCAACCACGGAGCUUGUUGUAGAAAGAAGCCACGGGGCCCGUACUAUAGAAAGCUUUCUCAUAUGGAACCACAGCGCCAAAUCAAAGACCAGGGUAGACACUCGCAAAUGGCCCACAAACAUUCGGCUCGCCUUUCCUAUUGUAGGCAGAGAUGAUGAAGGACCACAUCGAAAACACCAACAAAGUUAUCUGACGUACGCAUUUCAGGCCAUCCAGGACUUUGGGUUCUCUUUCAUGAUCCACUCGGACUUUAUCUUGGACGCCAGUCGAAGCCACGUUGAGCCUGAUCAGGCAUGGAACAUCGAGCUCGAAAGUCACAUCAGCGCGAGCAUUGUUGAAGCCUUGGCUUGGCUGGCACGAGACACCAAGUCGCCAAUCCCGCUGGAGUGGCCCCUUUACCUUAAAUGCCUAGGACAAGUCCAUGACAGAUAUUUUCAGCGAAUUACCUCAAAGGUAAAGAAAGAGCUUCGCAGCUUGGAAUUGGUCAGGACUGAUUUAGAAACCUUUGCUGGUGUUACACGUCAAAUCUGCCGUCCGCCAGAGGCCAUCAUUGUCGACAGUAGAUUUCGACACGACGGUCGUCCCCUGCUCGAUCAUCCCGAUGACUUGAGCACUUUUGUCAGCAGCGAGUACUCUCUGCAGGCUCUGGAUAACCUGAAGAUACUGGGCGUCGAUUGGAUGGAUUACUACUGCUUCAGUCAACGAUUUGCUAAUAUGGUUAAUCGGCACCCCGCAUAUAUUAGAAGGAAAUCUAGCCAAUGGCACUCGGCAGUUGCGACCGUUCUCCUGCGACAUCCUAGCUACCUACACCUGAAUCAGGUUCUCGAGUCUUCCGCAAUUGUGCCUCUCAAUGAUGGGACCUGGAUGGUGCCGAGCCCUGAAAAUGCAUUUCUUCCCAACGAAGCUGCACCGCCAAUACCAAGCGGUUUCUCUAUAUGCACGGUUGCCUCGGAGGCUAAUGAAGACACAUCACGACGUCGACUGUUUGAGGUGCUUGGUCUCCGCAAAUGUGACUUCAGCGACGUCCACAGAGUCAUCCUAGAGAAACAUCAAGGGAACCAAGUCUGGUCUCAUGCACAAUUGUUGGAGCAAGCAGUAUAUCUUUUCCUUACUCGAUACAAGCCGAGAGAUUUACCAUUCACUUUCAUUAACUCAAGAGACCUGCCUAUAUCGAGCGAGCUAGUUUUCUUGUCUGAGUCGAAGGCCGCAUCCCUUCGACCCUUAUUCGAAGCGGAUCGGAGUAUCUCCUGGUUGCACGAGGACUAUUACAGUCCUCCUACUAUUGACGAGAAUCUGAGGGUGAGCUGGUGGAGGUGGCUGCGUCAGUGGAAAAAUAUAUUAAAUGAUGUGCGAGUCAUCGGCACCAAUGGCCAAUUAUCGACGGCAUUCAAAAGCUUAUACGACCGCUGCGGCUCCGGCAAGGCGCUGAACUUUCUUCGACAGCACUCCAAUUUGCCAUUGGCCAACUCAACUUGGUGCAAGAAUGUAGGCGAACUGGGAGUAUCAACCACACAUGGGCCUCGAAAACUCCGCGAGACUGCAUUGCCCAUUCUCCACGAGAAAGCUGGUGGUAUGGUACCGCUUAUCAGCCUCGAAUCUUUAGAGGCCGACUGGUCCUUCUUGAAGCACUUUGGAGUGUGUGUCUCGGUUGACAGGAGAUUUCUCUUCUAUCAGCUGAGUUAUCUCAAAGCCAAUAAACAUGUAACGGACUUGCUUGCUUCAGCAAAAAAGAUCUAUUAUCGUCUCGGAAAGCUUAUCGCGGACGAUCUGGAAAUUUCAAAGAUAAGGGAUGCCUUUGGGGCCGCAGAACUCAUUUUGGCGCAGGAUGGUAAGUGGUACUACGCGCAUAAAGUUCGAUGGGAUUCAAAGUUUAACUGCACUCUUUAUCCCCUGCUGCGAGAUCAGUACAAACCUUGCCGGCGUUUAUUCUGCGAAGUCCUGGACAUAAGAUCCACCAAUCUGGUUGAUCUGAUGACCGAGAUACGCUACCAGUCCGAACACAUUUCGGUCAAAUCGAAGCAAAACGCAAUUCUAAGAACCAUGCGCAAUCUUCUGCAAAAUCUAGACAGCAUGCUGAAGAUCAGACCAUCCUCUCAAGAGGUCUCUCAACUCAAAACUCUCGAGAUGUUUCCCAUUGCGACCCAUAAAGGCCACUGGACACUACAAUCUGCUAAUUCCGGCGAAUUCUGGAUUCCAGAUAUUUCUGUAUUGCACGAAUGCUUCCGGGGCCAUGCACCACUCCUUGAUCUAAGCGAUGACGCAAUUGGAACCAAUAUAAGCAACAUCGUGUCCGUGCUUGGUCUGAGAAGCAAACUUUUGACGGAAGCCGUGAAGUAUUAUUAUGAUGGGAACACGGAGGAAGGCAGAGAGUAUCCUGAGUUAGAACAGGAUUUGAAAAGGAAAGCAGAUUACAUCGGAGGAAUACUGAAAGGCGAAGGCCAAUCCCCAGAGCAAAUUACGGUUCGCGUAAACCAAGUGAGAAAUAUCAAAGCCCUUCAAAUGCCACAAAUUAUCAUCGAAAGAUACGUGGUUGGUAAGAGUCGCCCGUACAUGGGUGAAAAAGUAGAAGGCGGCUUGCGCAUCAUUACCAGAGGGCAACAACUGCUGGUUCUUGUGCAUGAAGACUUGAAACAGGACGCAAUGGCUCGUUUGUUAAGGAAAGAGAUGGCCAGGAAUCUUGAAGUCAGCCAACAUAGCGACUUACUUGGCGACCUCCUGGCUGCAGAUGAUCCAGAAAGCCUGCUAGAAGACCUGCAGCGAGCAGGAGCACAUCAAAUGCACGUAGCGGACGUGCCGGCAGGCGAAAGAACUGAUGCUUCAGAAGAGGCCGGUAGUGAUAGUGAUAGUGAUACUGACGAUUCCAGGAAUUCAAAUCCCGAGACAGCUUUGGAAAAGUCGUCAAACGUGAGAAGCGACCAGCAGCAACGCUUUCCAGCCUCACCCAAAGGAACACAUGGUGGAGGAUCUGAUGUGGAAGACGCGCAACGGCAGCUUAAUGAGUUGCGCAACGGCAAGAGCUCGGAGGAGUCAUCCGAAAGUACUGGGUAUACCAUCUGUAUCGAGAGAACAUCUCCUACGCCUAUAGCCGCGACCACAACGCCCUCAAUACGCUCUACCCCGAAGCUGUCGCGAGGCAGUUUAGCAAAGAGAUGGCUGACCCCUGCCGACAACAGUAGCGUCGACUUUUUGGCUUCGGCGCUCGCUGAGGUCUCCGUGGCGGACGAUGGCCCGGGCACGAGCAUAUCACAGGACCCUCCAAGAUUCGCCGGAUCAGCCACACAAAUGGAAGAUGCCAACCCGGCCACGAGAACCCCACGACAGAUGACCAGCAGGGAAGAGCGAAACUCUCCCUCACCUUGGCAAAAUCUCAACGGCACCAACAGACGUAGACUAUCUGGAUCGCUUGGCCAACCCGUAACUCCAUCAGCACAGGUGUGGCGUGGAUCACUGCAACAUCUUCACCAACGUUCAUGGAAUGGUGGUUCUAGCGCUUCUCAGCCAGGCUCAUCCUCAGAACGGAGAAAAGAGAUCGGUAGGAAGGGAGAGCACAUUCUGUACACAUUCUUGCGAGGAAAACUCGGCCCAUCGUUUGGCGAGAAACACUGGACCAGCAACGGUCGCAAGCACUAUAUUCCAACUUGCCUCGAUCACGACCCGAGCCUUUGUCCUCCAGGAUGUCGCAACUACUACUCUAUCGACGAAGGAGGGUGCGCGGACUUCACAAUUGGAGAUUCAGAUGCGAGCCAGGCUUUUACGCAGUAUCUGAGAGCUAACUGGGGAUGGAAUAGAGGCGUGGACAGCAACACGAAGUACCACCUCGAAGUCAAGUCAACGCCGAAUCGUGUUGAGAAUGAUGCUUACUGGACCCUCAGCGCCAAUCAGAUUCGGAUGGCACGGCAGUGGUCAGUGGAUCUAGUCACUGCGUCUGAGCCUUUACGCAACGUGUAUGUUCUUGUGAGGGUCUUCGACAUCGACGGUGAGCCUAGACUGUGGUUUGUCGUUGAUCCAUGGGCGUCGAUGUCUCUCGAUCUGAUAUCGGAGGUUGCACAGAGGCCUGCGUACACCCUCGAAAGUGAUAAUUUGGAAUUAGCAGUGGGCGAUGCUCAAGGCUCGGCACACCGCAUUGAUCUGCCCGCACCUGAAAGCGCGCGCGGGCGUCGUGCUUCGGGUUCAUUUCUCAGCGCUGUCGGGCAGAAUGCAAGAGAAGGUGCAUCAGACGACCCUUUCGAGUUUACUUUCGCAUUUCCGCAGUCCCCCUCGCUACAGAUCGCUGCAGCCCCAACCACCAUAUGUAGUAGCUUCGAACCGUUCAUGGAACGAGAUCCAAGCGGCUAUUCGAUGGCUUACCAGUCAAUUCCGUUUAUGGACAGUUUUAAACACUAUUCUUUCGAGGAACUCAGGCUUGCUGAUGAUGAAAUGGAGUCGUAUAUUUCGAACGUCAGCCGACAACAGCUGGAACAGGCUCGGUGA
This is a messenger RNA of Cladophialophora psammophila CBS 110553, 5145 nucleotides long. RefSeq lists its product as uncharacterized. The record is from RefSeq and is a predicted model, not a curated record. Bases 1 to 5145 code for a protein of 1714 amino acids. NCBI's taxonomy places the organism in Eukaryota, Fungi, Ascomycota, Eurotiomycetes, Chaetothyriales, Herpotrichiellaceae. The transcript has 6 exons.